Gigantopelta aegis is the source of this 3326-nucleotide messenger RNA. Its product is annotated as endoplasmin-like. Gene Ontology annotation, molecular function: ATP binding; ATP-dependent protein folding chaperone; ATP hydrolysis activity. The record is from RefSeq and is a predicted model, not a curated record. Gene Ontology annotation, biological process: protein folding. The transcript has 18 exons. Bases 106 to 2589 code for a protein of 827 amino acids. Lineage: Eukaryota; Metazoa; Mollusca; Gastropoda; Neomphalida; Peltospiridae.
UAACGGAAGGGAUUCCCCAGAAAUUUCUUGCUUGCCAAAACGUGCAAGGACAUUUCUCAUCAGAACUAACACUCGUUUCGUGUCCUCCUCCCUUUGAGGGCAAACAUGAAAUAUAUACUUGUUUUAGGAAUUAUAGGUUUACUUUUUAUAUCUGUUGUGUGUGCAGCAGAUGAAUCCAGUAAUAAGGAUGAUUCUAGUGCGACUGUUGAGGAUGAUCUGGGUAAGAGCAGGGACGCAGCAAGAACUGACGAUGAGGUAGUACAGAGAGAGGAAGAAGCAAUAAAACUAGAUGGGUUGAAUGUUGCUCAAAUGAAAGAACUCAGGGAAAAAUCUGAAAAAUUUGCAUUCCAAGCAGAAGUAGAUCGAAUGAUGAAACUUAUUAUCAACUCCUUAUAUAAAAAUAAAGAAAUUUUCUUGAGAGAAUUAAUUUCCAAUGCAUCUGAUGCCUUGGACAAGAUCCGUUUCCUCUCUGUAACGGACAAGGAUGCGUUGGGCGACAUCACCGAGAUGAGCAUCAAGAUCAAGGCAGAUAAGGAGAAUCAUGUUCUGCAUAUCACAGACACUGGUAUUGGGAUGACCAAAGAUGACCUGAUCAAACAGCUGGGAACAAUAGCCAAGUCUGGAACCAGUGAAUUCCUACAGAAAAAACUCGAAGAAGCUCCUACUUCAGAUGCCAGUGAUUUCAUUGGACAGUUUGGUGUCGGAUUCUAUUCCUCAUUUUUGGUGGCUGACCGUGUCGUCGUGACGUCAAAGAACAACGAUGACGAGCAGUACAUCUGGGAGUCUGACGCCAGUCAGUUCAGUGUCAUCAAGGAUCCCCGGGGAAACACACUGGGCAGGGGAACCACAGUCAGUUUACACCUGAAGGAAGAGGCCCACGACUUCUUGGAAGAAAACACUCUGAAGGAUUUGAUCAAGAAGUACAGCCAGUUCAUUAACUUCAGCAUCUACUUGUGGACUAGCAAGACCGAGGAGGUUGACGAACCGAUUGAGGAGGAAGAGAAGAAGGACGAGGAUGAAAAGAAGGAUGAGGACAAGGAUGAGGACAAGGAUGAGGACAAGGAUGAGGAUGAUGAUGGGAAGGUGGAGGAGGAGAAGGAAGACGACAAACCGAAGACGAAGAAAGUCUCCAAGACCGUCUGGGACUGGGAGCUCAUGAACAGCGUGAAGCCCAUCUGGACACGCAAGCCAGCAGAUAUUGAAGAAAGUGAAUAUACUGAAUUCUACAAGUCCAUCAGUAAGGAACAUGAGGACCCCAUGACAAAGAUCCAUUUCACUGCAGAGGGAGAAGUUACGUUCAAGUCGAUUCUCUACGUGCCCAAGAAUUCUCCCAGCGAUCUCUUCCACAACUAUGGCAAGAAAAUUAGCGGUAUAAAGAUGUACGUAAGAAGAGUAUUUAUCACGGACGAUUUUGAAGACAUGAUGCCAAAAUACCUCUCAUUCGUUAGAGGUGUGGUUGAUUCUGAUGACUUGCCACUGAAUGUCUCCCGAGAAACUCUGCAGCAACACAAGCUUUUGAAGGUCAUCAAGAAGAAACUGGUUCGAAAGACUCUCGACAUGAUAAAGAAAAUCAGCAAAGAUGACUAUGAACAAUUCUGGAAAGAAUACAGCACAAGUAUUAAGCUGGGAGUCAUUGAAGACCCGUCAAACAGAACACGUCUCGCGAAGCUUCUCCGGUUCUCCUCCUCCAACUCGGACACAGAGCUGACGAGUCUCGCCGAUUACGUGGAGCGGAUGAAGGAGAAGCAGGAUGCCAUCUACUUCGUGGCUGGAACCAGCAAGACAGAGGUUCAGAAAUCUCCCUUCGUGGAACGUCUGUUGAAGAAAGGUUACGAAGUGCUGUAUUUGACGGAGCCUGUUGAUGAAUACUGCAUGCAGUCACUUCCCGAGUUCGACGGCAAGAAGUUCCAGAACGUUGCCAAAGACGGCCUCAAGAUCGACGACUCUGAGAAGGCCAAAGAAAGGAAAGAAGCUUUGGAGAAGGAAUACGAACUUCUGCUGAAAUGGCUUAAAGAGGAUGCUCUGAAAGAUAAGAUUGAGAAGGCCACAGUCUCUGAGCGGUUAACCACCUCGCCUUGUGCCCUGGUCGCGAGCCAGUACGGCUGGUCUGGUAACAUGGAGAGAAUAAUGAGAGCACAGGCAUACGCAAAAGCCAAAGACCCCAGUCAAGAGUUCUAUGCCACACAAAAGAAGACCCUGGAAGUGAACCCGAGACAUCCACUGAUGAAGGAACUCAAGCAGAGAGUGGAGACUGACAAAGAUGAUCAAACGGCUAAAGAUCUAGCAAUUGUGAUGUAUGAGACUGCAAUUUUAAGAUCUGGUUAUGUGGUGCCAGAUUCUGCAAGCUUCGCUGAGAGAAUAGAAAGAAUGCUUCGACUUAGCAUGGACGUACCACUAGAUGCUAAGAUUGACGAUGAGCCGGAGGAGGAGGAGGAUGAGAAGGUUGAGGAUGAGAAGGUUGAGGCUGACGGUGAGGAGGAAGUGGUGGCCGAGGACGGCGACGACAAGGAGACAAAACAAGCUGAUGACGGCGACAAGGCUGACGACGACUCCGAGAAAAGCGAAGAUAAAGCAAAAGACGAGCUAUAGCGGCAUUAUAGACAUGAAUCAUUACAUUGUGUUACACCACACUAGAAAUCAUUUGCAUGGAUCUUCUUAGGAAGUUCGGUUUUCAUCAUCGUAGUGGCCAAAUCACUGUGUUAAAACCCAUCAUCAUAUCGCCCUGUAUGGAAGAAAAAGACCACUCGACUUAUUUUAAAAUUGUAUGUGUUUUGUCCAACAUACUUAAACACAGGUUAAUUGCAAGUGUCAUAGCCUGCUUUUGUAAUAAUAGAGGAAAUCUCCUGUUUUGGGUUUCGAAUUCCAGUAUUUGUGAGUUAAAAGUUUUACAAUUAUGACAAGAACAAAAAGUGCUUUUGAAUCAGUGAGAUUAUCGCAUUCAUAAAAGUGCUUGAUUCUAUUUUCUUUUUUUUUUCCUUUUUCUUUUUUUUUCUUUUAAAAAUAUUAUGUGAUGGUAUUUUCAUUAGGGUUUUCGAAUUCAGUAUUUGCAAGUUGUUAUGGCCAUAAUAGGGAUCUGGAGAUACAAGUGUGAUUCAUUUUAUUCGUUGUUAGACCAUUUGAAAUAAUAUAAAAUAUUUGAAUUUAAAGUGGUAUGUUUGUUUAUUCUUGCCUUGUUCAUUACACUAAAGAGAAAUGGAGAAUGUAAGAUGAUAUGUAAUGUUAUGUUUUAUUUUGUUGUCAUGAAUGAGCUACGAAGAACUAAUAUCAAAACUUGUAUGUCUGAAACAUAUUGUACAGUUCAAGGUGGAAUAAAUUAUUUCUAUGUG